UUGGUUGUUUCCAACAAUAGAAACUGGCUUUGUCUAUAUUUCCCCUUUUUUUACUAAAAGAAAACAUCACAUAAUCCCGCUAAAUAGACCAUGAUUUCAAACAUUGUUAGAAGAGCCUCUCCUAUCUUACUUCGUACGAAUACUAGAUCCUUUUUCUCACAGACCAGUAACAGCAUCAUUGGUUCCUGGUCUGAUUCACCUCACGCACAGUCCUUGAUUCCUAUGGUUGUCGAGAAUACUGGCAGAGGUGAAAGGUCUUACGACAUCUUUUCUCGCUUGUUAAAAGAACGUAUUAUUUGUUUAAAUGGACCUGUUAACGAUAGUGUUGCUUCGGUCAUUGUGGCCCAGCUCUUGUUUUUGGAAUCGGAAAGCACAGAAAAACCAAUUAGUUUGUAUAUCAACUCUCCCGGUGGAAGCGUCACUGCCGGUAUGGCUAUUUACGAUACAUACAUUCAAUCACCUGUUUCUACAUUAUGUAAUGGGCAAGCAUGCUCCAUGGGAUCUCUUUUACUCACUGCAGGCGAACCAGGUAAAAGAUACGCAUUACCUAAUGCAUCAAUCAUGAUCCAUCAGCCCUCAGGAGGAGCUGCAGGUCAGGCUUCUGAUAUUGCUAUUCAUGCACGUGAAAUUCUCCGUGUUAGAGAGCGUUUGAAUAAAAUCUACCAAAGACAUACUGGUAUCCGCGAAAUUGAAACCAUUGAAAAAAUGGUGGAAAGAGAUUAUUUUAUGACUGCUGAAGAAGCCAUGAAUUUCGGUUUAAUCGAUAAAGUCCUUGAGAAACGUGUGGUUGAACCAAGAACCGAUGAACCCAAAAAAUAAAAAAUAAAAAAAAAAUUACAAGGAUGAAAUAAGACCCUUUGUAAAUUCGGUAGUACUGUUUUGACCUCCCAUAUCACGAGUUUUAAAUUGACCU
Messenger RNA from Mucor mucedo, 913 nucleotides. Its product is annotated as Clp protease. Gene Ontology annotation, biological process: protein quality control for misfolded or incompletely synthesized proteins. The transcript is spliced from 7 exons. Gene Ontology annotation, cellular component: endopeptidase Clp complex. Gene Ontology annotation, molecular function: serine-type endopeptidase activity; ATP-dependent peptidase activity; ATPase binding. Lineage: Eukaryota; Fungi; Mucoromycota; Mucoromycetes; Mucorales; Mucoraceae. The coding region runs from base 91 to 819 and encodes 242 amino acids. The record is from RefSeq and is a predicted model, not a curated record.